This is a messenger RNA of Hirsutella rhossiliensis, 834 nucleotides long. RefSeq names its product DDE superfamily endonuclease domain-containing protein. The transcript is spliced from 4 exons. Bases 1 to 834 code for a protein of 277 amino acids. Lineage: Eukaryota; Fungi; Ascomycota; Sordariomycetes; Hypocreales; Ophiocordycipitaceae. Gene Ontology annotation, molecular function: DNA binding. The record is from RefSeq and is a predicted model, not a curated record.
AUGACCUCAAAGUGGCCUCGACGUGUCUACACGGAGGAUGAAAUGGCAAAUGCUAUAUUGGACAUCACAAAAAAUGGCUUGUCGCAGUAUCGCGCUGCCCAAAAGUACUACAUACCUCAGCAGUCUAUUUCCAACAGACUCAAAGGCCAAGCAGCCUUGGCUGAUCAAAUCCAGCCUCAUAAACUCUUGAGUAAGACUCAGGAGGCUAUUCUGGUGUCCUGGAUCCUCCGUCAAGAGUCUCUCGGCUAUGCUCCCUCUCACAGUCAGAUCCGCGCCUGUGUCGAAGCUCUUAUGAGGCAACUGAACAACGAGCAGACAGUGGGCCGCAAUUGGGUCGCCAAAUUCAUCCAUCGCCACCCGGGGAUCAAGAUCAAGCGUGGAAGACGUCAGGAAGCCAGUAGAUUUAACGCUUUCACGCCUCAGGCGGUUCACUGGUACUUCGAUAUCAGGGAAAAGGAGUAUGGAUGGAUUAAGCCGGAGAAUACCGUGAAUGUUGACGAAAGCGGUAUUAUGUCUGGCUUUGGUUUGGAUAGCCUUGUGGUUGGGAGUGCGGACCCAAAACGGAAGGCCCUUCUGAAAGGACCACAGUCCCGCAACUGGACCUUGUUUAUUGAAGCUAUCACUGCAGACGGCCGCGCCCUUACUCCUGGCAUUAUUUUCAAGGGCAAAGAACUCCAGAAGCAGUGGUUCUUGAAGGAAUUCGGCAAAAUAGCCGACUGGCAGUAUAUAACUUCGCCUAACGGGUGGACAGAUAACCAUAUUGCUAUUGAGUGGCUUGAGAGGAUGGACAUGGAAGCCAUGCAACGGAUGCAUGGAUGGCCACGUGCUUUUUGA